ACACGCAUUCAGAUGCAGGGAGCGGCCAACAUACUCCAUUUAGCUUCAUCCGCUCCCACCAAAGCUACAUGACCGCCGGCAUUGCCGUGCUGCUUAGCCUGGUCGCUGUUGGACUCGCUCCUCUGACGUUCAUCAAUAAAGAGGAGAUAUAUGGACUGUCCACCGCUUUUGACACCUUCAAGCGCGACCAAGACAACAUGUCCACUAUUGUUGACGACAUUGGUGCUACUGUUGACGCCUUGAAGCGCGACCAAGAUGACAUACGCAAACUGUCCACCACUGUUGACGUCUUGAAGCGUGACCAAGACGAAAUGCGCCAACUGUCCACCAUUCUUGACGCCUUGAAGCGCGACCUGGACAAUGUGCACAGCCGAAUUGCCACCUUUGGAUCUUGUCUUCAUGGUUACACAGCGUUCCGUGGAAUCUGCUACAAGGCCUUCAACAGAUUAAAUAUCUUCAGCGGAGCGGCCGCGGCCUGUCGACAAGACGGCGGGACCCUUGCCAUGCCCCGAGACGCCGAGACCAACGCCUUCUUGAUCUCCUUGUACAAGUCCGUGAGAGCCAACGGGCCCUUCUGGUUCGGCCUACACGAUCAGCGCGAAGAGGGAAGCUUUGAGUGGGUGGAUGGUUCUGCACUUGGGACGUACAACUCCUGGGGUGUAGAACAACCGGACGACAAAUGGGGAAAGGAAGAUUGCGUUUAUUACUCCUGGACGUCGACCAAUAUCGUAAAAGGCUGGAAAGAAAAAUGGAACGACGCACCAUGCAACGAGCAGCAUCGCUUCAUAUGCCAGGCUGUUCCAGGACGUCCAUAGACAACCGACGGAACUCUCACCACCACUGUACAGCGGCUCUCCGUCCAUCCGAAGUAAGAGUAACUUGGUAAAACGUUAAAGAGAGACAUCUUUAUUUGCAUGUUCUUGCCCAUGUGGGCUAAAUGAAGAGAUUCGGUAGUAUUACAUUGAAUACUAAGGGCUAAAUACUAGUGUAAGUAGUGAUACAAGCGAACAGUUGGAUAAACAAAACUGGAGCUAUGCUAUCACUAUAACUAUUGUCUACAUGCCUCUUUCCCCUUCUUAAAAGAAGUGUAUACGACCUCACAUAGUUUUGUUGUACAAUGUUGUCUGUGACUGUCAUUUCAUAUAAAUAGUUUCUCAGUUUCUUAUAUGCAUAGAGAGAAUUUACAGUGUUUUUUUUUACAUUAUCAGCCAGGAGUUCUUUUAUGUGAAGAUAUUUCUAGCAAGGGAAAAGCUCUUGGUUCAGCCCCAUUAAGUUAAUUUUUCUAGAUCUGUUUUGGGGCUUUUCAUACAAAAUGCUGAAAAAAACAGGACAAACAAAAUGUAAAAACUUUAAAAAACUUAAGACAAGGCAAUACGUUACUUAAUUUAUUAUAGCAGACUUUUGUUGUAGUGAAUGGACGAAAAACCAAAGUGUCACAAUUACUGGUAUUUAUUGCGUAAAGUCCCUUUGC
Messenger RNA from Branchiostoma floridae (Florida lancelet), 1471 nucleotides. Its product is annotated as alpha-N-acetylgalactosamine-specific lectin-like. Bases 69 to 815 code for a protein of 248 amino acids. The record is from RefSeq and is a predicted model, not a curated record. The transcript has 4 exons. NCBI's taxonomy places the organism in Eukaryota, Metazoa, Chordata, Leptocardii, Amphioxiformes, Branchiostomatidae.